AUGGCCGGACACUACAAUGGCGGAAGGCCCGCGUCGCCCAUACAGAUUGCCACUCCCCCGAGGUUCAAUUCACAAUCACCUCGCACCUCGAAUCUCACGUCUGCGCUGCAGAACGCGGUUUUGUCAGGCCAGCAAUCAGACGCUAUAAAUAUUGGAGGCAAGAACCCCAGCGACGGUCGCAUGAGUAUAGGAGCGCGACAAAACUCCUUGAACAACGGCAUGGGUUCUUAUUUCGGUGGAUCCGGCGCCAGGCCGAUCUCGGUCAAGGAUAGGCAGCGGAGAGAAAGCCAGGCCGGGAGUCUCUCCAAUGGCAUGAGCUGGGGUGGAAUCUCGGUAGGGAGUUGGAUUCGAGACGACAUCAUGACCGGAACCUCUCCUUACGCCUUUCAACAAUCGCCCUCCUUCCACUCUUCAUCGUAUCUACCAAAACUAGAGGCCAAUUUCAUGAGAGACUUUGCGUGCUGUGGUCUGACCCUCGACUCGCUACACGACCUCCUACAGCACUACGAGACGGCCCACGCGGAGCCGAAUGCCCAAGUCAACAACCGCCCUUCGAUAUCCGGACAAGGCGGGUACUAUCAGAACGGAAGGAAUGGCAGUAUUGGGUUUCAUCAGUCAAGGUCGAGUAUGCAGCCAUCAAGUCAAUACCACGGCUUCGAGUCGAAUCAGAACAUUCAGAUGAACAACAUGCAGUCAUACCAGUCCAGUGGACUCGGGAACAGCACUUUCAGCCGGACGCCGUUGGCCACUGUACCUGAUGUCGACCCUCUAGACAGCAUGGACAUGGACGACGCUCCAUUUCAGCUCGACCAGCCGCAACAGACGACGAGCAACUCUCAGCCAUCGCCAUUCGGCCACAUGAACAACGGAAUGCCACCGCUCAAUGUGAAUGUUGCGAACACUAUGCAACAACAUCGCGGGCUAAAAAAGUCAAGUCCAACAACGCCAAAUGCCGGUCAUCAAGCGUUCGGACUUCAAAACAACCCCACUGUCUCCUCCGUGAACACACCUACCUUCGGCAAUCAAGCGCUGCAGAACGCACAAAGCCAAAUCUCUCCGUACACAUCACAACCCGGCACUCCCGGAGAACUCGACCCCGACUUCGCGCAGAACUACGCUGCCGGCAUGCCGCUCGGCCCGCCCAUGGCCACCGGCAACGACCUCGACUGGAGCAAGAUCAACGCGAUGGGCAAUGACGCCCCGAGCCAAUUCAUCGACGACCCGGCCAAACGUCUCUACAGCAAGCAAGGCGGUUACAACCAGCAGCAACUGCAAGCCCUACGCAUAGCGCAGAUGGGCGGCAACACGCAACAAACCACCGGCCUAAACGGCGCGGCGCUCGGCUUCCCAGCCGAAGAGGAGAAGCCAUUCAAAUGUCCCGUGCAUGGGUGCGAGAAGGCCUACAAGAACCAGAACGGGCUGAAGUACCACAAAGUCCACGGCCAUCGAAACCAGCAACUCCAAGCAAACGAGGACGGCUCGUACUCGAUUGUCGACCCGAUUACCUCGGUGCCGUAUCCGGGCACCGUCGGCAUGGAGAAGGAGAAACCGUACCGCUGCGAGGUGUGUGGGAAGCGGUACAAGAACCUUAACGGGCUUAAGUAUCAUCGCCAGCAUUCGCCGCCUUGCAAUCCGGAGCUUAGGAUCAAUCCGACUGGUGGGCCGGUCAUGCCUGUCAAUUUGGGCGGCAUGAAUGUUAAUGUUGCUGGCUCGGGCCUGCCCGGUAUGGGGUUAUGA
This is a messenger RNA of Coniosporium apollinis CBS 100218, 1737 nucleotides long. RefSeq lists its product as uncharacterized. Gene Ontology annotation, cellular component: nucleus. The coding region runs from base 1 to 1737 and encodes 578 amino acids. NCBI's taxonomy places the organism in Eukaryota, Fungi, Ascomycota, Dothideomycetes. The transcript has 3 exons. The record is from RefSeq and is a predicted model, not a curated record.